ACGUAUCCCACUUUUUCUUUCUAAGUUUAUGGUUUCUGGUGCAGUGCUUGGGCCGUAUGACAAGAAUAGCAUUAAUUAUAACGUAUUUAAAUUGGGCGAAUAUAAAGACUUAGUGCCAAUUGACUAUACAGAGAUUUAUACUUCUCCUUCUUUUAAUAAUAAACCAAGUUCUUCCAGAAUACAAAUAAAUAAUUUAAGAUCGCCAGUAAUUGAAAGACAUAUGAAAGAAAGUGAUCUGAAUUAUGCUAUUAAACACUAUUAUAGCGACUUCUUUAUACGAAAUUCAACAGACUUCUAUGAGGAGCCCCACUGCUACUACAUGAAUAUUCAAUCCGAAAUUAAUAAUGCAACUAGUGGUAUAAAUAUAACUUGGAAUACAAGAUUCCAUGAAAGUGUCUAUGAGUAUACAACAUAUAAAUUUGACAGCAGAAUACGAGAUGAAAGAACGCGCAUGGGUGUUAUUAAUCAACCUGCCCAUGUUUCUUUCAUUGACAUGCUACAGCGCAACAAUCCUUCUCUUAAUACAGCAUUAUAUGGACACUGUUUCUAUAAAAGCCGAACUGAUAUUGACUAUAAAACCAGUGCUGUUUUUUGUCUGACUAUGAAAGAUCUUUUAGAAAGAAUGAAUGCAUAUUUAAUGGAUAUAAAUACAAAGGAUGAAAUAAUCGUUUCUAUCUUGGGCACGGUACUUAAUAAAAAGUACUAUGAUCCAAGAUUCAUUCUAAAAGACAUUUCAAGUGCUAUUCAAAAUAGCAAACUACAAGAAAUUAGACAAAGUGAUGAAGGAAUUAUAUCCAUAAGAGACAAUAACUACAACGGCUGUAAAUAUGGAAUCCACUAUGAUAUUUUAAAUACUUUAAUUAAAACCUACCUAAUCGUGCAAUAAUUACGUUUAGAACAACUAGAAAACUAUCAAAAAAAACUUAAAUCCGGCUCUAAACCCGAAAAUAUUACACUAAGAAAACACUUUAGCUAUAACUACUCGUUUAUUACAUAUGCUACCUAAUUAGUCUAUUUAUAAUACUACAAUAUACACAUUAGUGCUUGCCCCUACAUCACUACUAUUCUAUAGUAAUAACCCAAAAUAUACUGUUUCUAGUUGAUUUGUUAAUGGCCUUUUAUUUCUGUUUCAUAAAUAGAAAGCCAAUUUAAUAUAUUUAUACUAGAAUAUAUUACAGAUACAUCCCUCUAAUUUGAACUUAAACCGAACACACCAUAUUGCA
Messenger RNA from Nematocida parisii ERTm1, 1223 nucleotides. RefSeq lists its product as uncharacterized. The transcript has a single exon. The coding region runs from base 29 to 886 and encodes 285 amino acids. NCBI's taxonomy places the organism in Eukaryota, Fungi, Microsporidia. The record is from RefSeq and is a predicted model, not a curated record.